Paramisgurnus dabryanus is the source of this 3449-nucleotide messenger RNA. RefSeq names its product transmembrane 9 superfamily protein member 4 (gene tm9sf4). The record is from RefSeq and is a predicted model, not a curated record. Gene Ontology annotation, cellular component: membrane. Gene Ontology annotation, biological process: protein localization to membrane. NCBI's taxonomy places the organism in Eukaryota, Metazoa, Chordata, Actinopteri, Cypriniformes, Cobitidae.
CAGCAUCGCAAUGACCCAUUGACAUUCUUCCUGUGACGUCUACAAUGACACGUGUAUUCAAGAUGGCGGCGGCGAUGCCGAUGGCGAUUUGGGCACUUCUACUGGUGUCCUUGCUGCCUUCAGCAACACCCUUUUAUGUACCAGGUGUUGCACCCAUGAAUUUCCUUCAGAACAGCCAAGUUGAAAUAAAGGCUGUGAAACUGACAAGCUCCAGAACCCAGCUGCCCUAUGAAUACUAUUCACUUCCAUUCUGUAAGCCUGACAAGAUCUUCUACAAAGCAGAAAAUCUUGGUGAGGUUUUGCGAGGAGACCGUAUCGUCAACACGCUCUACACGGUUUUUAUGAACAGUGACAAGAAGUGUGAGGUGUUGUGUAAAAAGCCAGAAGAUCCUGUCAAACUCACCAAAGUUGAGAGCAAGCUGCUGGCUGAGCGCAUCCAGGAAGAAUACUACGUUCAUCUCAUUGCAGAUAAUCUCCCUGUGGCUACUCGUCUGGAGUUUUACCCAAGCAAAGAUGAAGGAAUGGAUGAGGAACAGAAGAAGGACUCGACGAGAGACAUUCAGUUCGAGCACGGCUACAGAAUAGGCUUCACUGAAAACAACAAGUUCUAUUUACACAACCAUCUGUCAUUCAUCCUGUACUACCACAAAGAAAAGGUGGAGGAGGGUGAAGAACACAAUUAUCGGGUUGUACGUUUUGAAGUGAUGCCAAAAAGUGUAAAAUUGGACGACAUAAAAGCAGAUGACAAAGGUAAAUGCACAUUACCAGAAACCGUCGCCCCUGUCCCUCAGGAGAUCGACCCAACUAAAGAGAACAGCAUCCUUUUUACAUACUCUGUGCGCUGGGAGGAAAGUGAGAUAAAAUGGGCGUCUCGCUGGGACACAUAUCUUACCAUGAGCGACGUGCAGAUCCAUUGGUUCUCCAUCGUCAACUCUGUAGUUGUGGUGUUCUUUCUGUCAGGUAUCUUAAGUAUGAUCAUCAUCAGAACUCUGAGGAAGGACAUUGCUAACUACAACAGAGAAGAUGACAUCGAGGACACAAUGGAAGAAUCUGGUUGGAAGAACGUCCACGGUGAUGUCUUCCGCCCACCUCAGUAUCCCAUGAUUCUUAGCUCUCUGCUAGGCUCUGGUAUCCAGCUGUUCUGUAUGAUUCUCAUUGUGAUCUUUGUGGCUAUGCUGGGUAUGUUGUCUCCAUCCAGUCGAGGAGCUCUGAUGACGACAGCCUGCUUCCUUUUCAUGUUCAUGGGUUUGUUUGGAGGAUACUUCGCUGGUCGACUCUACCGCACUCUUAAAGGCCACAAAUGGAGGAAAGGAGCUUUUUGUACUACAACGUUGUACCCGGCUGUUGUCUUUGGCAUCUGUUUUGUGUUGAACUGUUUUAUCUGGGGAGAACAUUCGUCUGGUGCUGUUCCCUUCACUACAAUGCUGGCUCUCUUGUGCAUGUGGUUUGGUAUUUCUAUGCCACUCGUGUACCUGGGAUACUAUUUUGGUUUCCGGAAACAGCCUUAUGACAAUCCGGUUCGGACCAAUCAGAUCCCCCGACAGGUCCCUGAGCAGCGCUGGUACAUGAACAAGUUUGUCGGCAUCCUAAUGGCUGGAAUUCUGCCGUUUGGUGCCAUGUUCAUCGAGCUCUUUUUCAUCUUUAGUGCUAUUUGGGAAAACCAGUUUUACUACCUGUUUGGCUUCCUCUUCCUCGUCUUCAUCAUUCUUGUGGUUUCCUGUUCUCAGAUCAGCAUUGUCAUGGUGUAUUUCCAACUAUGUGCAGAGGACUAUCGGUGGUGGUGGAGGACGUUUCUGGUAUCUGGAGGCUCUGCCUUUUAUGUGCUAGUCUAUGCUGUUUUCUAUUUUGUCAACAAGCUUGACAUUGUGGAGUUUAUUCCUUCUUUGCUGUAUUUUGGCUACAUUGCCCUGAUGGUUUUGUCUUUCUGGCUGCUCACCGGGACGAUCGGUUUUUACGCCGCAUACGUGUUCAUACGGAAAAUUUACGCCGCGGUCAAAAUCGACUGAAAUAUCUCCCUUUGGUUUUUGUUUACGAUUCUUUAUUGUUUUGGUUUUGUGAAGCAAGCACUGAUGUGUGUGUUCAUCGCUGACGUGUAAGGCGUAGCAGCGCCUCCCUGUGGAUCAGAGGAACGAACAGAGAUACCUUUUCUGUCCUGCUGUCUCUGUCUCUGCAGAGAUCCUGGGAAACAUCACGAACAGUUCAACUUUUAACGCCUGUAUAUCUUUUUGCUCGCUCACACACAACAUGGGCCAAAGUGUGUCUAUUGACUUUUUCCUUGUUUUUGGGUGGGGAUGUUGGACUUUUUGGGCUUUUGAAGAGAUUAUGGGUUAGUUGCAUAUAAUAUCAUUUUACAAAUAACUAUGUCCUCUUUUAAUAUAACGUUUAAUUUGAAUCUGUUGUCUUGGAUUUGAUUUAAAAUGAUUUCUUGAAUGCCUGUUGUCUUGAGAGAGAGAGAGUGAGUGUAAUUGUAUGCGUGUGACAAGCCUGCUGGAAGUGUGGUCAUUCUGUGACGUAUUACUUGUUGGCAUGGAUUGAAAUAAUCAAAUGUAAAACAUGACAAAGCGAGUGCAUUAAAAACAUGUACACUUUCAUGUUUCCUUAUGUUUGCAUGGUCCACACUUUGACUGUUAUAAUGAAGCAGUUUCAUUUUUUCUUGACAUUUUACAUUUUUAAACAUUAAAUUGGUUACUUGAUUUUAACACAUCCAAGUCAAUGAUUCAGUUUACAUCUUCAUUUCACAAACGUUUACAGGCUUUUCACAAAUACAGACUGCAUAUUAGUGAGGGUUAAAUUCAAGGCUGUCAGGUAUUUUUGCAUUGGAUAUCAGGUAGCAGUGUAUUUGUCAUGAAUUACAGUCAGUGUAAUGGAAAUAUGCAUUGAGAUAAAUUAAAAGGUUAUUGUCUAACAUACCUGAAGGACAAGUGCAUAUAAAGCAUCAGUGCUCAAAUUGAAGUUAAAAAUAUUCUUGUAAAAUACAAUUUGUUCAAAUAUAUUCAGUUUUUGUGUGAGGCACAUAGACUAAAAUGUUUUUUUUAUUCAUCUGUUUCAGGCACAUGUCAAGCACACAUUUGGCAUUGUUUGUAAUAUACAAAUAAACAAAGGUUUCUCCUCAUAGGCUUUGGCCAGCAGUACAAACCAUCAUCCCUUUGAAUGUUUUUAACAUUAAUUCUUUACAGGUGACUAUGAAUAAAUGUAAGGACUACAGAAUAUAUUUUCUACAGAUACUUUAUCCUCUUUGUUGUUUGGGGGUUGUUAGUAUAGAUUAUGUAUUGUUUAUGGUGUAAAUACACUGCUUUGUAUCGUUUCGUUUUAGGUUAUCAUCAAGUCCCGAUUAUGUCUUUUAUUUUUAGGCAAAAGCAUGUGUUUCUUUUUCUAUUUUUUCCCUUCUACGAGAAUGUCCAUUUCUAAUGUAUAAAACAAUAAAAGUGCCAAUAUGUUAAAAUUUGAAA